AUGUGGACUUGGUCAUAUGGGCCUGCCACAAUAAAGCACACUUUAAAUAAUAUUGGGCUUUCAACCCAAAACAAUGUUUGUCAUCAUAACUUAACCCAAAAUCAAACUAGACUCAACAGGAAAAUUGUCAAGAAGUGUAAGGGGUUACCUUUGACUGUGAAGACACUUGGGGGUUUAUUACGCAGUAAGUAUCAUGAAGAGGAUUGGAAGAAUGUAUUGGAAAGUGAAAUUUGGGAACUUUCAGAAGAUGACAGCAAAAUUGUUCCUACAUUAAGAGUUAGUUAUCACUAUCUCCCUUCACAUUUAAAGCGGUGUUUUGUGUGUUGUUCAUUGUUUCCAGAAGAUUAUCUUUUUGACAAAGACGAAUUAAUUUUGCUAUGGAUGGCUGAAGGCCUUUUACAACCAAUAGGAAAAAGCACUUUAGAAAAAAUUGGUUGUGCAUAUUUUAAUGAAUUAGUUGCAAGAUCAUUUUUUCAACCUUCUAAUACUAAUGGUAGCUUAUUUGUAAUGCACGAUCUUAUACAUGAUCUAGCAACAGUUUUUGCUGGAGAAUUCUAUUUCAGUGCCAAAAACCAUGGCAAUGCACCCGAGAUCAGCAUCAAAACUCGUCACUUGUCAUAUAUUGCAAAACCUUGGCAUCCAAUCUCAAAACUUCCAGAAGUUGGCAAUGGAGCAACACAUAUGAGAUCAUUUCUAUCUAUUUGCUUGUUUGUGGAUUAUCCAUUAACAAGGAUAAAAUGCGAUUCUGGGCAUUUUCUGCUACAUUUGAGGUUUUUAAGAGUGUUGUCAUUUAAAUGUUUUACUCUUAAAUCAUUGUCUGAUUCAAUAGGUGAAUUGUUCCAUCUGCAUUAUUUGGAUCUCUCGUUUACCCUUGUUGUAACUUUGCCGGAAUCAUUGUGUAAAUUAUACAAUCUACAAACGUUGAAGUUGAGGAAUUGUAUUAAGCUAAAGAUGCUUCCUAGCCGCAUGCAUGAUCUUGUUAACCUGCGCCACCUUGACAUUGAAGGAGCUUCUUGUUUGAAAGAGAUGCCGAAAGGAUUCAGCAAAUUAAAAAAUCUGAACUUCCUAAAUCAUUAUAUUGUUGGCAAGCAUGAAGAGAAUGGGAUCAGAGAAUUGGGAACACUAGACAGCCUUCAAGGGUCGCUUUGCAUUGCCAAGUUAGAGAAUAUCAACAACAGUUCUGAAGCAUUGGAGGCAAAGAUGGGUAAUAAGAAGCACAUCAACAUUUUAACAUUUAAAUGGCUUCCAGGGAGUGAUAUUGUUGAUUUUCAAACUUCAAGAGAUAUAUUCAACAAAUUACAACCACAUGGAGACUUGAAUGAGCUAUCAAUUGUGGGUUAUAGAGGUGAAACAUUUCCAGAUUGGUUAAGCCUUGGCUGUUUUUCUUAUGGAAAUAUGACUAAACUGAGUCUGAGUCGUUGUACAAAUUGUCGUCAGCUUCCUUCAUUGGGACAACUAUCCUCUCUGAAGCAUCUGGAGAUUUCUGAAUUAGAUGUGAUCCGUCACCUUAUAACUCAGUCUUUAUUAUGCAUUAUGAGUUAUAACUCGGCGUUACCUAUCAUUCAUUCUUUUGCUUGUAACUGA
Arachis duranensis is the source of this 1584-nucleotide messenger RNA. RefSeq names its product putative disease resistance RPP13-like protein 1. Lineage: Eukaryota; Viridiplantae; Streptophyta; Magnoliopsida; Fabales; Fabaceae. Gene Ontology annotation, molecular function: ADP binding. The transcript has a single exon. Gene Ontology annotation, biological process: defense response to other organism. Bases 1 to 1584 code for a protein of 527 amino acids. The record is from RefSeq and is a predicted model, not a curated record.